Molecule: messenger RNA, 2009 nt
Organism: Anopheles coustani
Lineage: Eukaryota; Metazoa; Arthropoda; Insecta; Diptera; Culicidae
Gene: cact
Product: NF-kappa-B inhibitor cactus
Exons: 5
Coding region: 296-1420 (374 amino acids)
Molecular function (GO): protein binding
Source: RefSeq, a predicted model, not a curated record
ACGCGCCACGGUAAACAUACAGUGUGUAGCGUUAGCGUGUGCAUCCUAGUAAAACAAGUGUUUUCUUAAUCAUUGUGUGUGGAAGUUAGUCUCAAUCGCUACCUGCUGUGGUAGCUCUCAUUGCUCAUCGAAUGAAAUUCUAGUUGAUGAGCCCGUGCAAACAACGAAACGUAUACCGCGCCAUUUUUCUAUCAUUUUGCCUUUUACACGACGAUCUGCUCUUUCAAACGCAUCGAACAAUUGGCCCUGAUAGUGAAACGUACUCUGGAAAAAGAGGACUACAUUUGUGUGAACAAUGCAUUCAACACGAGGAGCAGCAAUGAAUAAAGUUUCGAUUACAGAUUCCAGUGGUCCGCUUGUGCCUGAAAAGAAGGAUUUCUGCGAUAGUGCCAAUACAGACUCGGGGUUCCUUUCUGGACAUAACCUCAAUUCGUCUGAAAAUAUUUCAUCCAGCGAAACAUUUGCCGAACCUGGCAAACCGCUGGACCACGCAGACGGUUCCGCACUUGCUUCAAACGUAAAGCAAAGUGCUGAAACCCAUUUGGACUCUGGAAUGAUACCAGAUGGAGAGCCCGAUUCUAACUACGGUAUAAUGGACAUUUGCGAACGUUUGGACCGACUGAUGAAGCGUGAUUGGGUGCAAUGUUAUCAGCAAAACGAGCUGGGGGAUACCUCGCUCCAUUUGGCGGUGUAUGAGGGUAACCAUGAAUUCAUCUCGCGUCUGUUAGCGAAUGCUCCUCGGCAGUUUCUUAACAUCCAAAAUGAUUCGGCACAAACGGCAAUGCAUUUGGCAGUCGUGAUGGACCAACCGAAAAUUGUACGACAGUUGUUGCUUGCCGGCAUCAACCAAACGGUGCGAGAUGCAAACGGAAACACCGCCCUCCAUUUGGCGUGUGUCUAUGGAAAGAUUGCUUCUGUCAAGGAGCUGCUACUUCCAUUGAAUUCCGCCGAAUUGCAACAGGGUGUUGGGCAUUUCACAAUGCCACAGGAUCUGGAGCUAUGGAACUACGACGGUAAAACUUGUGUUCACCUGGCUGCCGAAACGGGGAGCAUAGAAAUUCUUCGGUAUUUGAUCGAAGCUGGAGCUGACAUAAACGCGCGGGAAGGAAAGUCAGGACACACUGCGCUGCAUAUUAGCAUCGAGCGAGGCAAUGAAGAAUUGGCCAAUUUCCUUCUUGACGAAUGCCCACGUAUCAGUCUGGAAGCUGUUACGUACGCUGGAUUGACGGCCUAUCAACUUGCUCUCAUCCAAGACAAGCGAAUCCUGUUGAACGACCUUACGAAGCGAGGAGCUGAACAAAUUUCUCUCCCUGAGAGCGAUAUUGAGUCCGAUUCUGAAGAUGAAAUGAUUAAUAACUACUACGGUACGAAUGCGUUCUCUGCAACUUUCCCGGGACUGUCGGUUAUCAAUGUGUCGUAAUGUCACAUGCCACCAUUCUUCCCCCAAUAAAUCACAACCACGCAAGUGAAGCACACAAUCCAUUUGUGCAGAAAACGGUAGUACACGCACAACAAAUAUACCGCACCUCCGAUGCUAAAGAGCGAAGACAAAGCUCUCGACCAAUACGCAUCACAAGUGCCUUAGGCUAAUUGUAAAAGUGGAACGGAAAAAUAUAGCACAUUGUAUUCUACGCUGUUACUAAAACGAAACAAAAGUUGCGAUAAUAUAAUUUUGUAAAAAUUUUGUCUAGAUGAUUUUCUUUUCUCUUAUGAUCUUCGUGGAUCCUUAAAAAUACACAUUUGACAUAAUCCAGAUUUAGCCCCACUCGACCCAUUUGCCAUACAUCAUUGAGAGUAGUUAAGAAAAAUACAUUAUUAUCCAUAUGGGACAUAAUACAUUUUUGAGGGUUGGAGCAGAAACUUACUGUCUUCAAUUGCCAGCCAUAACAAAGCACCUUUCGUACUGAAAGGUAAAUAUAUACAUAUGUACGAUUAACCUAACUUGUAAGAAAAAGGAAUGUAAAAUUAUAACUACAAAUAUAAGUAUAUAUUUUGAUUACCUGUGUAAA